Molecule: messenger RNA, 6753 nt
Organism: Haplochromis burtoni (Burton's mouthbrooder)
Lineage: Eukaryota; Metazoa; Chordata; Actinopteri; Cichliformes; Cichlidae
Product: contactin-4
Exons: 23
Coding region: 608-3697 (1029 amino acids)
Biological process (GO): brain development; cell-cell adhesion
Molecular function (GO): cell-cell adhesion mediator activity
Source: RefSeq, a predicted model, not a curated record
CAGUGAGGAGGCUGGUCGGUAGGGGAGACAGACAAGACAGCGCUCUCUCUCUCCCUCUCUGUCUCUCUCUCUUUCCUCUUCCUUCUCUGGCUUUCCACUCCGCCGCGUGUGCGUGCGUCCCGCUCCGCUCCAGCACGGUUCGAGUACAGGCAGGGAGGGAGGGGAGACUUGACGCAUCGGAGUGAGCGAGCAGCACACAGAGGCUUUCCACUUUCCAAUAUGCAACCCGCGAGACGCCACACCGUCAGCUACUCGUGCUACUGACACUCAGAGACAGAGAGAGAGGGGCAGGGAGGCAGGGAUGGAGACACAGUAGUGCCGCACAGACGAGAAGAGCGCAGUGAUAACACAAAAGAAGGGAGCAGCGUCUUUUGCGCACAACUCAGACGGGGAGGCUAUCUAUUUUUGGCCGGGAGCGUCGCCGAGACUUGACUGUGAUGUGUGUACGCACAGUUUUGUUUAGUGACAAAAUACGGAUUAAUCUGCGGCCGUGAAUUAUUGGAGAUAUCACUUCUGCGAGGAAAGAUUGGAAAACCAGAAAGGUGCAAAUCGGAUUCCAUACAUUUGUGAUUGGAUGUGAGACUACUUUGACCCUACAAAAUUGAAGAUGAUGUUGCUAUGGAAACUGCUGCUGCUGCAGUCACUUAUGGGGUGCCUUGCAGAGAGCAGCGUCCUACAGAGCCCCGUCUUUACCAAGCAGCCUGGCAGCAUCGUGUAUCCUGUGGAGAAUGUGGAGAAAAACCGAGAGGUGGUGUUCAGCUGCGAGGCCGAGGGAAGCCCACCUCCCAUGUACCGAUGGAGACUGAACGGCACGGAAAUAAAUCCCAAAACUGGAUCUCACUACAGCCUUUCUGGGGGCAACCUCAGAAUCAGCCAUCUGAACAAAGACCAAGAUGCUGGAACGUAUCAGUGCCUCGCCUCCAACUCUUUCGGGACCAUCGUUAGCCGAGAGGCCAGUCUAACCUUCGCAUACUUGGAAAACUUCAAGACUCAGAGAAGAAGCUCUGUUUCAGUGCGUGAAGGUCAAGGAGUGGUUCUGCUCUGCGGCCCUCCUCCUCAUUCUGGAGAUCUGGUAUUUUCCUGGAUCUUCAAUGAGUACCCGACAUUUGUGAAGCAGGAUACGCGUCGCUUCAUCUCCCAGGAGACAGGGAAUCUGUACAUUGCUAAAGUGGAGCCCUCAGAUGUUGGCAACUACACUUGUGUGGUGACCAACACCGUCACCAAGACCCGUGUCCAGGGCCCGCCCACUCCACUUGUGCUCCGCAGUGAUGGUGUUAUGGGUGAAUACGAGCCAAAGAUUGAAGUUCAGUUUCCAGAGCUUGUUCAUGUUGCCAAAGGAUCCACUGUAAAACUUGAAUGCUUCGCCCUGGGAAACCCAGCACCUUCUAUAAGCUGGAGGAGAGUCGACAAUGUGCCAUUCCCUAGGAAAGUGGACAUGAGAAAGGCCAGCGGCGUGCUGGAAAUCCCAUAUUUCCAGCAGGAGGAUGCCGGCACAUACGAGUGUGUGGCUGAAAACUCCAGGGGAAUGAACACAGUGAAAGGAAAGCUCUCUUUCUACGCUCCUCCUCAUCUCAUCGAGACGCCCCAAGAUGUCCAGAAGCUCAUCGAUGACUCGCUGGCGUGGGAGUGCAAAGCCACCGGGAAGCCCAAGCCUUCAUACAGGUGGAUGAAGAACGGGGAAAACCUGGAGUCUACCGAGGAACGCAUACAGGUCGCCAGUGGGGUGUUGUCAAUCAGUCGCCUGACCCUGACUGACACCGGCAUGUAUCAGUGUGUGGCCGGCAAUAAGCACGGGGAGGUCUACUCCAAUGCAGAGCUGCGAGUUAUAGCUGUUGCCCCAGAUUUUUCUCACAAUCAACUGAGGAGCCAGACGCUGGUGAAGGUAGGAGGAGACGCGCUCGUCGAGUGCAAGCCCAAGAUGUCUCCUUGGGGUGUGAUCUCUUGGCGGAAGGGCAGCGAACCACUGCGAGAGACCGACAGAAUCUCCAUUCUGGACAACGGUAGUCUGCGGAUAUGGAAUGUGACCAAAUCUGAUGCAGGCCUCUACACGUGUGUGGCAAGAAACCAGUUUGGUGUGGCAAGCAGCACGGGAAGCAUCAUAGUUAAAGAGCCUACCGUCAUCACCACGCUGGCCUCCACACUGGACGUUACCGUCGGGGAGAGCGUGGUCCUGCCCUGCCAAGUGAGCCACGACCCGUCUCUGGAACUCAAGUUCACCUGGUUCUUCAACGAGCAGCUCAUCCACUUCGGGAGCCACGGUGGAUUCUUUGAAAAAGUGGGAGGCCAGCAUUCGGCGGGAGACAUUAUGAUUCGGAACGUACAGCUGAGGCAUGCCGGGAAGUACACGUGCGCCGUGCAAACCAAGGUGGACAGCAUUUCCGUGGCUGUUGACUUGGUCAUCAGAGGUCCCCCAGGGCCCCCCACCAGCAUCCAUGUAGAAGGAAUCACUGAUACCACAGCCUCUCUGUCCUGGAGGCCCGGUCCUGAUAAUCACAGUCCAAUUACGGCAUACACCAUCCAAGCCAGGACACCAUUUUCCCUCGGGUGGCAAGCUGUCACCACAGUUCCUGAGGUGGUACGGGGCACCCGGCUGACAGCUACAGUAAUAGACCUGAGCCCUUGGGUAGAGUAUGAGUUUCGAGUCCUUGCGAGCAACUCCAUCGGGACUGGUGAGCCCAGCAAGCCAUCCAAACAAGCAAGGACAAAAGGAACAUCUCCGAAGGUCACACCAGCUAAUGUGAGCGGAGGCGGUGGCAGUCGCUCCGAAUUAGUCAUCACAUGGGAGCCUGUUCCGGAAGAGCUGCAGAACGGACCGGGCUUUGGCUAUGUGGUGGCUUUUCGACCCCACGGCGCCACAGGCUGGAUGCAGGCAGCCGUACCCUCCGCUGAAGCAUCCAGAUACGUCUUUAAAAAUGAGAGCAUUCAGCCCUUCUCCCCUUUCCAAGUCAAGGUUGGGGUUUACAACAACCUGGGAGAAGGGCCAUUUGGACCUGUUACCACUAUCUACUCUGCUGAGGAAGAGCCUGGCCGAGCGCCCACCAGGGUCCGCGCCAAGAGCCUCUCUGCAUCUGAGAUUGAAGUUUCGUGGAAAGCUCUGCCCUGGAACGCCAACAAGAAGAGAGUGCUGGGCUACGAGCUGAGGUACUGGAGUAGAAGUGAAAGGGAAGACACGGCCAGCGUGCAAAGGACUGUAGGAAAUCAAACAUCUACUAUUAUCCGCGGGGUGAAAGGCAGCACCGCAUAUUACGUCUCAGUGAGGGCGUAUAACACUGCAGGAACGGGGCCUCCCAGCACCACCGUCAACGUUACCACCAAAAAGCCACCACCCAGUCAGCCACCGGGUAAAGUGGUGUGGAACACGUCGAACUCCAAGAUUAUACUGAACUGGGAGCAGGUCAAAGCCCUGGAGAACGAGUCAGAGGUCACUGGUUACAAAGUGCUGUACAAGAAGAAUCGACACAGUCGCCCCAGCGUCAUGGAAACAAACACCACCUCUGUAGAGCUGGCGCUUCCUACUGACGAGGAUUAUAUUAUCCAGAUAAAGCCAUUUGGUGAGGGAGGGGAAGGCAGCAGUAGCAGGCAGAUCACCAUCCCAAGGAUACCAGGCCCCAACGCAGUCGGCUCAGCAUCCAAGGUCUCCACUCUAUCAGCACUCAGCACAAUAGCACUGUCUUUCACAGCGCGGACAUCUUUAUGACAAACGUCUCGCAGCAGGCGUUGCAUCUGAUGUGAAGACGGCGCUCCGGCAGAACGCAAACAAAGCCCACUCCGGUGUAACUAGAUCCAUUCAUUUAGAUUUUAGAAGCAAAAGGAAGACGCCGAAGGAAAAAACAACAAAAAAAGACAAAAAAAACACCAUUGAGAUAACAGGGAAGGGGUCCCCUUCAGCGCCCAGGCUAAGUAAGGGAGAUUGACCGAUGUCGUGACUAUGUUGUUACCAAAGCAGCUUUCAUAAGAAAAAAAUAAUCAGAAAAAAAUGUCUUAUAUGCAUUUUUUUGUAUGACACGUUGAGCUUUUAUAGAUUUUCUUUUCUUAAAUAAAUUUAAAGUCUGUCUGGGCGUAUUGGGUCAGAACAUCUGCAUGGCAAGCAACAUCAUCAAAUUUUCCAGUCUGGAGGUGAAGAAUGUGAUUUGACAGAUCACCCUUUGUCUUCUAAAAUAAGAUACUACUUGUGACUUUGGUUCCAGCAGACCAAAGUGAGGUUUUUUUUCUUCAUUUCUGUUUCUGCACUAUUUAAAAAAACAAAAAAAGCUUGUCUCAAAGGACUGCAUCGACAGCUUUGGCAUAUGCUGCUAUUAAUCCCAGUUUUUAAAGAGACAACUAGCAUUAGACUUUACAUGUUAAUGCUUUAUCAUUCUAGGAAAGUGGCUGUGGGUCAUCUUGAUAUAUCAGAUAAUCCUAAUAGGCACUAAGCUUGGAAAGUUUUGUCAAAGCAGUCACAUGAAAUGUGAACACUGAAAGCGUUAUGAGUUGCAAUCAUUCCUCCUGUCCAAAGAUGGCAUAGCUCAACUGCAGCCUCAUGUUAGCUUAAUCGACACUUGUGCUAAAGUCCAACAUGAGGUUCUGGUCUUGGUUGUGCCGUGCUCAGACCGCACAAUUAUUUUAAUAAACAUGCUCAGUGUGUCACGUUAAAAGAUUCCAACGUCAGAUGUUCUUAUAUGUUGUUUUUUUUCUGAGUCAGAACAUAUUUGGAGGGCUAAAUUAUCAGCAAAAGCUAGCUUGAUUAGCAAGCAAACCUAAAGUGUACAUGUAUAACGCCCCUAAAACUGACCAAAAUUAAACUAUAACUACUUGGACAAGCUGUACCUCACAGCAAGUAAGUUAUAGCUUGUAUCCCAACUGUAUCCUUUUUUUUUAUGAUAAUCCUUCUCAGAAUUCUCUCAAAACCCACCAACACCUCAAACAUGGUUGAGGAAUCCAGUUCAGUGACUGAAUUAGCGAAGGUGAAGGCUAACUGGCUGCUUGGCCAGGCCACAUCCUUAACUUUAAUCCAGAAACAAAAUCCAGACAUGUAAGCUAUGAAAACAGUUUGCCCCAAAUACAAUUUUUUAUAAACUGUAUAUACCAAGCUUUUUAAAUAGCAGCUGUAAAGAAGUUAAUUGAAUCACUCUAGUUGAGCAUUUUAACACAAAAGUCUGUUAGAACGUACUGUCUUUUGGAAUCAGCCUCAAAUGACCAUUGAAGAAUUUGCAUGUUGGUUGUAAGCUAUCCAAUAUGCAGCAAUAGUUUUUUGUCAGCUCUCAUUCACUCAACUGGCUAAAACAUGCCUCAUAACCUUGCUACAUUUUUCUGGCCAUGGUACUUUCACACUAAUAUCCUAUAGUCUUAACCUAGCACUGACUAAAUGUUUUUUUGAUGUGCCAGUUCCCCUGUUUGUGUCGCCUUGCUGUGCUGCAGCAGUUUUACUGCUAUGAAGACAGAACAAAUCUCCUCGCUAAUAGCUGGACUUUGCUAACUGUAGAAUGCUAAAAUAUUUCUGCUGAACUCUAGAAUUCAGUCUCGGACCACAGAUCAUACUGCAAUUGCACUUGGAAGAGAUUUUAAACAGUCGGUACGGACAGAAGGAAUGAUCACAGGGAGCAAUAACUGGUUUAUUUGUAUAGCGUGAGUCUAAAUCCCAUCAUCCUCGAUGCUAAAGCAUUAGCAUAUUAGCAUGCCACGUUUUUGGUGCCAGUCCCUUGAGGGUUACCCAACAGCUCCCAAAAUGUCGAUGAAGUACUUAAAGCCAUCCACGUGAUAAUUACUGACUUUGUAACCAGAUGUAACAUCGAGCUAUCGUUGAGAGCUUCUCCCCUGGGUUCCUCUAUCAUGGCCGUUUAACAGCAAUGGGAACCGGGCCCUUGUGGCUGUCUCAUGCUCCUCAUUCUUUAAGUUAGCCCUGUGUCUAGAGCUAUUCUUUGCCUUCUGUGUGCCUCAUCAUAUGUUCAAAAUCCUCAGGUCCUUAAAGAGCCUUAACUUAUCAUAUGUAUAUCAAAAACAUUAGAAACAUAGGACUAUGAAGCAGCCGUGGUGAUGUUUACAUGCAGCUUUGUGGAUAGAAAACUGUAUGUAGUGAGGGGGGCCAGCAUCCUUUUCCUGAUGUUACAGAGGUGAAUUUGAAUGGCAUUCUGCUGUUUCGCAUGGGAUAUUGGCAAUAUAUGAGGCCUGGUGCAUUUUUAUAGGUGUGUAUUCUUAAUAAAAAAGACAAUGCUGCUGAUCUUUUCCUUUUUCCCAUCGUCUCCUGAUGCCAUGUGGGGCUGCUGUGCUACGCAGAGUACAGUGCAGUCUGUAUGUAGCUUGUAAUCCAGUUAAGUAGUUUGUAGUACGUUGAAGGGAAGUGUACUGUAGGCUACUGGGUCUUGCUCAGAAUCAUGCAUUGAGAAAUGUGUAAUAUACUGUUUUGUACACUUCAGAUCAUUUAUAUAAAAGAACCUUUCUAAAGAGAUGAUUUACUUGGUUUUUAUGUAUCAACUCUGUUUCAUACUGUAGCUAACUGUUGCUCAGCAUGACUGUAAUUUGUCCUCUCUUACGUCCAUUUGCAAAACUGACUGAAUGGCUUAAGGACCGUACAAGGUUCGUGCAUCUGAUAAGUUUGUGUAUACUGUGCGUGUACCAUGAAAACUGAACCACGAUCAGCCCAAUGUCUAUGCUUCUGUCUCAGUCAGCCCCUCUGAGAUGUGCUGGGUCUUCUGCUCAUAUACGCGCCACAGGAGAGUUUCUUCUGUUGCUGUUUGUUGUUUAUACUGUGUUAAUAAAGAUUACCGAUUUAUAGAA